GCGUGGGACCGUUGUUAAACUGUCGGUUGCUAAUGUUUGUAACACCGGUGUUUUAGUUGUGUGAUGGAGUUUCGCUGAUAGGCAGUCAGUAAAAUUUCGUGACUUUUGUAUAAACAGCGUGUGUUUACCAACACAGCGAUAUCUACCGGCAGCUCUCACAUGAGCAACAUGGCGGACAAUAUUAUCAUCAGGGUGCAGUCCCCAGAUGGGAUGAAGAAAAUUCUUUCAACCAAGAGGGAAACAGCAGCUGCUUUUCUGAAAAAGGUGGCCAAAGAAUUUGGGUUCAAUUCAAAUGGGUUCUCUGUUUAUCUGAACCGCAACAAGACUGGGGAGAUAGUCUCACAGAACAAAACCCUGACCCUGCUCAAGAUCAAGCAUGGGGACAUGUUGUUUCUGUUCCCCUCAGCAUCCUCCUCGUCUUCAGGGGAGGUAAUGGACACGGCCACCCCACACACAUCUUCAUCCCUACCAUCCAUCUCUUCUUCGUCCUCCUUGAUACCACGGUCGUUAUCAGGACCCCAGGUCCAGGAGGAUGAGAUUGAUCAGUAUCUGGCCAAGCAAGACGGCAAGAUCUACAGGAACAGAGAUCCACAGCUAUGUCGCCAUGGUGCCCUUGGAAAAUGUGUGCACUGUGUACCGUUAGAGCCUUUCGAUGAAGACUAUCUGAACCACCUCGACCCACCAGUGAAACACAUGUCAUUCCACGCAUACCUUCGCAAGCUGACUGGUGGCGCUGAUAAAGGGAAGUUUGCAGCGCUGGAGAACAUCAGCUGUAAGAUUAAAUCGGGUUGUGAGGGUCAUCCUCCCUGGCCAGAGGGGAUUUGCACCAAGUGCCAGCCCAGUGCAAUCACUCUUAACAGACAGAAAUACAGACAUGUGGACAACAUCAUGUUUGAAAACCACACCAUUGCUGACCGCUUCCUGGACUUCUGGAGGAAAACCGGCAGCCAGAGGAUGGGCUACUUGUACGGCAGGUACACCGAACACAAAGAUAUUCCUUUGGGCAUCAGAGCAGAGGUGGCAGCAAUUUACGAGCCCCCACAGAGUGCCACCCAGAACAGCCUGGAACUGUUGGAGGAUCCCAAAGCUGCAGCCGUGGAUGAAAUCGCUGCCAAACUGGGCCUCUGCAAGGUUGGGUGGAUCUUCACUGAUCUGGUGUCUGAGGAUACGAGGAUAGGCACCGUCCGCUACUCACGAAACAAGGAUUCACAUUAUCUGAGUGCAGAGGAGUGCAUCACAGCCGGAUACUUCCAGAACCAACAUUCAAACCCCUGCAGACUCUCUCGAGAUGGAAACUUUGGAUCCAAGUUUGUGACUGUGGUUGCAACAGGUGGUCCAGAUAACCAGGUGCACUUUGAAGGAUAUCAGGUGUCCAAUCAGUGUAUGGCUCUGGUGAGAGACGAGUGCCUGCUGCCUUGCAAAGAUGCUCCAGAGCUGGGCUACGUUAAAGAGUCCUGCCCUGAGCAGUACGUACCAGAUGUCUUCUUCAAGGACAAAGACAAAUUUGGAAAUGAUGUCACGUUUCUAGCGCGGCCUCUUCCUGUGGAGUAUCUUAUCAUAGACAUUACCACAACUUUUCCAAAAGACCCUCAGUACACCUUUACCUCCACGCAACGCUUCCCCAUUGAAAACCGGGAUAUCAUUGGAGAGACACAAGAUUUUCACAGUUUAGCAUCAUACCUGUCCCAGUGUUCCUCCACAUCAUUCCUGGACAUUGUUUCAGAUUUCCAUUUGCUCCUCUUCCUCGUCACCAAUGAAGUCAUGCCUCUGAGAGAAAGCAUCGGGCUUCUACUUGAUGCAGUGAAGACCUCCAAUGAGGAUCUGGCGCAGACCUGGAAGAAGUCUGAGCAGUGGGCCACCAUCGAGCAGCUGUGCAGCACAGUGGGUGGACAGCCGUCCAGCUCUCUGGGUUACGAGGCCAUGGGCGGCCCCUCAGUUCCUGCCUCCUCCUCAGCCAUGUGGUCCUGCCUUCAUUGCACCUUCAUGAACCAGCCUGGCACAGAGCACUGUGAAAUGUGCAGCCUGCCCCGCAGUUAAGACCCUCCACCCCACUUCUACGCCCCACCCUGAGCGUACUUACUGCACCAGGACCAGCUGCAAGAUUGAGAUGCCCUUACAGUUUCCUUUCGCCUCACGUUCAAGCCUCUGCUGUUCCUUUCUCACAGGCAGCUGUUUGCGCAGAGGGAUGCACUCGUUUACACCCAAUUCUCUGAGUAAAGUUAAACCAGACUGAUUUUUUCUUUCUUUCUGUUUUUCAUCCCUCCACACAACAGCUCUUGUGAGAACUGGGGUACGUUUUAGGUAAAGCACUUUCGCCUGAGGCCCUAAUUUCCUGAAAUAAUCCCACCUCAUGGCUCAAAUAAUCCUGCUGUCACUCAGGACAACAGCAGAGACACUCAGUGUUGGGAUGUUUUCUCACUUCAGUGCCCCUCUUCACUCACAGUGUUUUCUGGAAAAUCUUGCUGUGUAUAAACAUCUUUGAGGAAUGAUACUGUUAUUUAAAUGAGUUUCUCUUUUUUUUUCUCAUAAGAUUGUAGCGUAUCUUAAAACUUUGAAUCUUCAGGCUUUUGGACUCUGACAAGCCCCUUACAGUACAAUCAUUGGUCACAGCUCAGACCUCCAAAUGUUAAGAGCCUCAGAGAAAAUCCACGUUGGUGGAUUAUUUAUAUUUUCAGUGUUAAAUUUAUUCCCACAUUGGAAAAAACAGCCUCCACUGAUUCCAGAAGUUACUUGCUGUUGAUGAUUACCACCUUUUUGGACUUGAUUUCUGAAGAUAUUUCAGUUUAGUUUUUUUGGAGUUGUGAUGGUUUGAACUUGAGCAGGUACAAAUGUAGCUUACUUUAUCAGCUGUAUGUUCAGAUUUUCUGAUAACACCCCAGAACGCAAUCCAUUUCGAUCAUAAUCAUCUUAAUUAGCCAUGAGGUGCUUUAGAGAAACAACUGGUGCUCGUCACUCUCACCUCCCUGUGGGCCCUCCUCUGAUUCUUUGGUUUUCUUGCUCCUGCUGGUGCAAAGGAGCUGGAGCAUUCCCACUGUUCCUCCUCUGAUGGGCCCCUGCGUGUUUUCCAUCUCUCAGCCUUCAAAGACUUUGCUUCUCAAAGUGUGAGGGGUUGUAGGUCACAGCGGGGGAGGGAAGAUGUCAAGCAUGUGUCUCGCCAGAUGUAAAUCUGCAAGCUGGAUGGUGUUUAAAAACGCCCUGAAGUGUCUGUGAUUCUGCCAUGAUUCUACAAAAACUCAGAGCUUCUUCCAACAGAAGGUAUCGAAGAUGUUCUCACUUUAAAAUGCUGCAGUGGUGGAAAAGGCUGAGCCUGAAAGUGCUAGGUUAAGUCUUCUAAUGGCACUAAAAACGAGCCAGAUGAAUGGUCAGUUCACCCAAACUACAUAAAAGAAAGAUAUGUUUUGUACUAAUGCAAAUUAAAAUUCAAACUGACCUUUGUGGAUGUUUUAUCACCUGUUGCAACAGUUAAAGCAUAUUAAUGAUGGCUGUCUCUGUUCCACAUGUGCUUCAGCUGCUGGGACAUGUCAAAAUAUCUGCUGUGGAAAGUUCUGAUGUUGCUCUGACUGGGAAAUAAAAGGUUUUUGUAAUUUCA
Messenger RNA from Melanotaenia boesemani (Boeseman's rainbowfish), 3589 nucleotides. It is a transcript of the gene nploc4, whose product is annotated as NPL4 homolog, ubiquitin recognition factor. Gene Ontology annotation, molecular function: ubiquitin binding; ubiquitin protein ligase binding. Bases 160 to 2037 code for a protein of 625 amino acids. Lineage: Eukaryota; Metazoa; Chordata; Actinopteri; Atheriniformes; Melanotaeniidae. The transcript has 17 exons. The record is from RefSeq and is a predicted model, not a curated record. Gene Ontology annotation, cellular component: nucleus. Gene Ontology annotation, biological process: ubiquitin-dependent protein catabolic process.